Babesia bovis T2Bo is the source of this 1189-nucleotide messenger RNA. Its product is annotated as Ring finger domain family protein. The transcript is spliced from 6 exons. The record is from RefSeq and is a predicted model, not a curated record. Lineage: Eukaryota; Apicomplexa; Aconoidasida; Piroplasmida; Babesiidae. The coding region runs from base 97 to 1125 and encodes 342 amino acids.
AAUAUAUAUACUAUGUAUCAAUUAUAUCUAUAUAAAUGAUCAUAUACAGCACGCUAAUGAGCAUAUAAACGGGCUCCUAAACCUGCACAUCGGCCAAUGGUACAAUUCGAUGUGCCUAGCUGCUCUGUAUGCUAUGAAUAUCUUACCUCAGAUUUAUGCGCAAUCACAACAUGUGGACAUGUAUAUCAUAAACAAUGUAUCACACAGUGGACAAAGAAAUCAUAUGUACCCUUAGCUAAAUGCCCUUUGUGUAGAUGUAAAAUUCUUUCAAAUGGGAUAAUAGAACUCAAGCUGGAAUGUGGAGAGAUAAGAGGAAAUAUAAAUCAUAGCGAUGCCAGUCAUGUUGAAUCGGAGGAGAUAUCGAGAGAAAUUGAAGAUCUUAAGCAUAAAUUAGCACAAGCAGCCUCUGAUAACCUCGAUAUCCGUGGACGAUUUGUAGAUCUCCAGAAUGAAAACACGUCGCUAGGAGAGUCUCUCAUAAUCGAAAGGGAUAAAAACGAGAUAUUGCAAAAUAAAAAUGAAGAACUCGCCCUAGAAGUGGCCGCCAACAAUACAACUAUCGCUAAACUUACUGAGGCGCUGGCAAAGCAUAAGUCAAGGCUAAAAAAACUGGAGGACGUUAAUAAUUACCUUAAAGCGGAAGAUGUGUCAGUAGAUGGAUUUAGCUCAUACCUUAAAACGCUCACUCCAAAUGAAAAAAUGACAAUGCUAACUAACAGAGUAUCAGAACUACAGGGAAUCAACAAUACGCUAACACAAUUGAGGGAUUUCUGGCAAAAGAAAUGCGAUAAGCUAAAUAGAGACUAUAUGAUACUCCAAAGGGAAUAUAAGACUCUAAUGACAAGACAGGCUGUGACACAGCAAUAUGGCCCCGAUCCGCUAAAUGAUAGUACGAAUAGCGAUUCCAAUAACAAAGAAACAGAAAUGGAUGCAUUUGGAUCUAGGAAAGUGAAACGGGUAAUAAAUUUUGGCCUUAAAAGUGCCAGUGAUAAACCCUUGCAAAGUACAAGAGUACUGGUACACAGGACGCCACCGUCAAAUUUUCUGAUGGAUCUGACACCAAUGUUCUCUGAAGCCCCCAAAGUUAAACCUCAGAAGAUAUCUGAUUUUUUCAAAUCGCACUAAGCAACACCCGUAUUUGGUUACCAGGGUGUUUAAAUACAACCCUAACUCAACCAAAUAGCAACGU